Molecule: messenger RNA, 465 nt
Organism: Seminavis robusta
Lineage: Eukaryota; Bacillariophyta; Bacillariophyceae; Naviculales; Naviculaceae
Source: the annotation of a GenBank genome assembly
AUGACGUCCAGAGCGGCAAAGAAAAGAGCCGAGACAGAUGAAGCUGUUCAGAAUGCUGGAAUGAUACUCAAGCUCUCUAAGAAAGGAAGUGGAAUUACUGCGCACUCGGCCCUUCGAUUAGCAGGCAUCUCCACGGAAGAUAGAGCAAAUCGCAACCUCCAGAGACGAGCCCUUCGGGCAAGAGACAAACUGGAAGAUCAACGAAAGCAACUGGAAAAUGACUUUGAUGAAUUGGCCAUGGAAGAGUCCGACUCUGAAGACCUAUCGCAUCCAUUCCCUGAUUCACAGGAGUCCGUUAUCCCCAUCGUGCCAAAGCCUCCGGGCCGCAUGAGAAGGACCAGCAAACAAGCUGCGGCACAGCGAAAAGCCAACGUUCAAGUGAAAGACUUGAAGGCAAAGCUCUUUCAGGAUGCUGUCGAAGCUCUCCAAGAGGAAGAAUCGAAAGCAGCUGCAGCAACGAGGUGA